This is a messenger RNA of Vigna umbellata (rice bean), 390 nucleotides long. The record is from RefSeq and is a predicted model, not a curated record. Lineage: Eukaryota; Viridiplantae; Streptophyta; Magnoliopsida; Fabales; Fabaceae.
AUGGCUAAGAAGCUGGAAGAUAUGUCUGACAAGAGUUUUAGGGCUAAUAAUGAGGUUAACACUAAGGAAGAGUGUAAAGCUAUUGUAAGUGCAGAUGUUGAGAGGGUGGAUGAAAAGAAAGAGAGAGUUGAGAUUGGUGAUCUUGAAGUCAAACCAACAAAGGUGACUUUGCUAAAGGCUGAUGGAUCUUCCAAGAAACCCUAUGGUGUGGCGGAAGAUGUGGUGGUUUGCAUAGACAAACUAAAAUUCCUGGUAGAUUUUGUGUUGAUGGACAUGAAGGAGGAUGAGAAGGUCCCAAUCAUUCUUGGAAUACCAUUUAUGAAAACGGCAAAAGUAAUUAUCAAUGUGGAUGAUGGGAUGAUAGGCUUCAAGACUGGGGAGAAAAGGUGA